AUGGGGCGCGGCAAGCCCGCCCCCGGCCAAGGGAAGAGGCAGCGCCACGGGCCGCAGCUCUCCAAGGCGAUGCGUCGGGAGCUGGACGAGAUGGGGCCUGGCCCUGCCCGCGGCUCCGACGAUGAGGAGGGGUCUGACGAGGUGGCUGAGGACGUGUACGAGUACGAGGAAGGGGUGCCCGAGGAGGAGGCCGGCAAGAACGGCCGCUACGACGCCGUCGCCAAGUACGAGUACAAUUUCGACAGCGACGCCUCCGAUGCGGAUGAGGAUGUGCCUUCGGACGAAGGCGAGGAUAUGGAGGAAGAUGACAAUGACGACGGUGAUGACGAGGACAAGCAGAUAAGAAUACUUCAGGAGACGACCGGAAUGCCCAGAGAAGCCUUCGACGGAAAGAAGAGGAAACAGCCAUUGGAGCUGCCCCUGCAGCAUGGUGAUGGGGAUGGACCUGUCACAAUUCAUGAUCUCUUGGACAAUGUCCAGGGAAAACCUGGGUAUAGCAAGAUCCGUAAGAGGCUGCAUCAGCAGGAGAAAAAGCCGAUGGUCGUGCUAGCCCCACUUCCAAAAGUAGAGAGGGACAAGAUUGAGCGCAGCGUGACGUUUCAGAAAUCCAAGAAUGAGCUAACAAAGUGGGAAGGAAUUGUUAAGACUAACAGGGAAGCUCCUGUACUAUACUUUGAAAAUGAUACCAACUUGGGUGUGAACACUGUUGCGGCAAUUGCUAGCGAAUUUCAACCAAGGACUGAGUUUGAGAAGAGGAUUGCUGAGAUUACGCAAAGCACUGAAAUAAUAGAAGCACACAAGAACGAUGGUGCCAAAAUCCUGGAACUUAACAAGAUGCGCAGCCUUCUAUUUCGCCAUGAGAUGAAAGCAAAGCGUGUGAAAAAGAUCAAGUCCAGGACAUAUCACCGGAUGUUGAAGAAGGACAAAUUGAAGGCAGCAUCAGCAGAUUUCGAGGCAGAUCCUGAAGCUGUCAAAGAUCAUGCUAGGAAACAAGAAUUUAAACGGGCAGAGGAAAGGAUGACAUUAAAGCACAAGAAUACAUCACAAUGGGCAAAGCGAAUCAUCAAGCGUGGAUUGUCUGUUCAAGAUGAAGGCACCCGAGCUGCUAUUGCAGCACAGCUCCAACAAAAUACUCUUCUGACUAGAAAAAUGAAUUCCAUGAAAGAUGAUUCUAGUAGUGAAGAAAGUUCAGAUGACGAUGAAGGCGAGAGUGACUCAGAAGCAAAAAUCUUAAACAGAGGGAAAGAAAAGAUUCUUAAAGCUCUUGAAGAAGACAAUGAGAUACCGAAUUCUGGAGUUUUUUUCGUUGCCUUUCAUGGUGCGUUUUCAUUACGCAUGCUGUCUGUGCAUUUGUUUAGAAAAAAAGAGCGUGCUAUGAAAAGGCGUGAGGAUGCAACUUAUGAGGAAGCACGACAGGCUCUUGAAGAAUACGAUGAUUCCUUGAAGAAAUUGGAGGAGAAUAACACUGAACAGAAUGAAGACUCAAUCAAGAGCUUUAAUGAUAUCAUAAAAAAUCCUGGUUCUAAGACAACUUUUGAAGUUGGAAUGUUAGCUGGUGAUUCAUGGAAGAAGGUCAAAAGUAAUAAAGGAAAUGGCCAGAGCAAUGGCAAUGGCAUUACCAAUAAAUCCAAAUUACCAGUUCCUUCUAUUGUAGACCCAAAGCAUAAGCAACAGGAUCGCAAUUCUGAUUCAGAUUCUGAGGAAGAGAUGGUUGAGGGCUUCUUGACUAUCUCUGACAGAAAGGAGAACUAUGAACUUCCAUCGCAAGCUGAUCUCAUACGUCAGGCUUUUGCUGGUGAUGAUGUUGAAGCUGAAUUUGACAAAGACAAAAUGGAUGUUUUAAAUGAGGAGAAUCCUGAACCUGAAAAGCCUGCUCUUGUUCCUGGCUGGGGCCAGUGGACAGACAUCCAACAGAAAAAAGGACUUCCCUCAUGGAUGAUAAAAGAACAUGAAGUUGCUAAAAGAAAUAGACAAGAAGCCUUGAAGAGGAGGAAGGACUCGAAGCUUAAGCACGUCAUUAUUUCUGAACAUGUAGAUAAGAAGGUUGAAAAGUAUUUAGCAAGGAAUUUGCCUUUCCCUUUCACGUCGAAAGAUGCAUAUGAGCAGAGCAUCCGAAUGCCUAUUGGGCCUGAUUUCAACCCAGUGAUAUCGGUUUCUGCUCUCAAUCGACCUGCGAUUGUUAAGAAGCCCGGUGUUAUCAUCAAACCAAUACAAUAUGAGGAGGUCAAUCCCCAUGAGAAGCCUGAUGAACCAAAACGAGUCAUUCAGAGAGCAACCCCAAACUGGAAUGCAAAGAAAGCCUUUGCCAAACAAGGAAAGGGGGCAACUUCACAAAAGAGAAAGUGA
Molecule: messenger RNA, 2346 nt
Organism: Miscanthus lutarioriparius
Lineage: Eukaryota; Viridiplantae; Streptophyta; Magnoliopsida; Poales; Poaceae
Source: the annotation of a GenBank genome assembly